Messenger RNA from Asparagus officinalis (garden asparagus), 1103 nucleotides. Its product is annotated as D-amino-acid transaminase, chloroplastic-like. NCBI's taxonomy places the organism in Eukaryota, Viridiplantae, Streptophyta, Magnoliopsida, Asparagales, Asparagaceae. Gene Ontology annotation, molecular function: catalytic activity. The record is from RefSeq and is a predicted model, not a curated record. The transcript has 3 exons. Gene Ontology annotation, biological process: carboxylic acid metabolic process. Bases 52 to 957 code for a protein of 301 amino acids.
GAGAAGAUCAUCGGUUUAUAAAUCCAGGGGAAAGAGCAUCCAUAUAGAGCAAUGUAUUCUAGCUUGAUUGAUGGCAUAAUAUUGGAUCCCGCUUUGAUGGUUAUUCCUCUCGAUGACCACAUGGUUCACAGAGGCCACGGUGUGUUUGAUACUGCUAUGCUCGUAAAUGGAUGCAUAUAUGACUUAGACUCUCAUCUAGAUCGAUUCAUAAAGUCUGCAUCAAAAGCAAAGAUACCAUCUCCCUUCUCUCACAGAAGUCUCAAGAAAAUCAUUCUUCAGCUUGCAGCAUCAUCUAAACUAAGAGAAGGAUCCAUAAGAUACUGGCUGAGCGCAGGACAAGGAUCUUUCACCGUCUCAUUCCCAACCCCUCCCCAAUCUGCAUUCUAUGCGAUAAUCAUCGAUAAAAAAUACAACCGGAAAUUAAAAGGAGCCAAAGUUGUAACAUCCAGCAUUCCAAUGAAACCUCCCAUGUUUGCUACAAUGAAGAGCGUGAAUUAUCUCCCCAACGUUCUCUCGCAGCUCGAAGCGGAAGAGAAGGGUGCUUAUGCUUCUGUUUGGGUUGAUGAAGAUGGGUUCAUUGCAGAGGGAACUUGUGCAAAUAUUGCAAUUGUGAGCAAGUGUAAAGAGCUUUUGCUUCCGUUGUCGGAGAAAAUAUUUGGCGGGUGCACGUCCAAGAGGCUUUCUGUGCUUGCACUGAAGUUGGUAGAGAAGGGAGUUUUGAAGAGUGUGAAUGUGAGGAGAGUGGCUGAGGCUGAGGCAAGGGACUCGGCAGAGAUGAUGCUUGUCAGCAGCUUGACUCAUGUAAUGCCUGUCGUGGAGUGGGAUGAUCAGCCCAUUGGAGAUGGAAGAGUGGGAGAACUGACAGUCGCCAUCGCUAAUCUAUUUUGGGAGGAUGUUACGGAAGGGCCUGAAAUGCUCCGGACACCUGUUCCUUACAAAGAGUUGCAGAUAUUAUAAACAUAAAUAGGCCACUAAAUGCCUUACAAAUUUUUAUUCACAUUUUUUACUUAUAUUUUAUUUUUUUGACACGAAUAAACGAUGCAAGAGCAAGGUAUAUUGUAUGGAUUGAGAGUCCGGGACAUCCUAAAGACAAGUUCUUCGGA